Molecule: messenger RNA, 4670 nt
Organism: Erinaceus europaeus (western European hedgehog)
Lineage: Eukaryota; Metazoa; Chordata; Mammalia; Eulipotyphla; Erinaceidae
Gene: ATPAF1
Product: ATP synthase mitochondrial F1 complex assembly factor 1
Exons: 9
Coding region: 164-1183 (339 amino acids)
Biological process (GO): mitochondrial proton-transporting ATP synthase complex assembly
Cellular component (GO): mitochondrion
Source: RefSeq, a predicted model, not a curated record
GGCGGGUCGUGGUCCUCAGAGCCGCGGAGCGCGCGGAGCCCCACCGGAGCGGCGAGCCCGCUCCUCCUCCUGCCCAGCCCCGCCUCGCCCUUCCCAGGCGCCCGGAACUUUGGGCGCGCGGAACGUCGGUGCCGGAGCGCAGGCGCUGCGGACCGGGAAGGCGAUGGAGCGGACGUGCGGGCCGCGGGCCGAGGUCGACGCGCCUGAAGAGGAGGCGGGGGCGGCCAUGGUUGCGGCGGGCCCGGCCGUGCUGCAGGUGGCGGGCCUCUACCGGGGUCUGUGCGCCGUGCGCAGCCGGGCUCUGGGCCUAGGGCUCGUGUCAGCGGCGCAGCUGCGCGUGUUCCCGGUGCGCCCGAGCUCGGCUGGGCCCGUUGGGGGCGCCGGCGGCGGCGGGGCCGGCGCGGAGCUGGAGGCCAACCCCUUCUACGACCGCUACCGCGAGAAGAUCCAGCAGCUGCGCAGGUCUGACCCAGCUGCUUUUGAAUCCCGGUUGGAGAAGCGCAGCGAGUUUCGGAAGCAGCCAUUGGGGCACUCCAAGCAAGGUGACUUUGUCAAAUGUGUGGAACAGAACGCAGAUACUUUGGGGAAACAAACUAUGAGCAGAGGAUUCACUAAGGACAAGACUCUCAGUUCAAUCUUUAACAUUGAAAUGGUAAAAGACAAAACUGCAGAAGAAAUAAAACAGAUUUGGCAGCAGUAUUUUGCAGCAAAAGAUACAGUCUUCGCAGUUAUUCCUAAGGAGAAGUUUGAUUUGAUCUGGAACCGAGCUCAAUCCUGUCCAACAUUUCUGUGUGCACUACCAAGAAGAGAAGGUUAUGAGUUCUUUGUGGGACAAUGGACAGGUACUGAGCUCCACUUCACUGCACUUAUAAAUAUUCAGACCCGAGGGGAAGCUGCAGCCAGCCAGCUGAUUUUAUAUCACUACCCUGAACUUAAGGAAGAAAAGGGCAUAGUGCUGAUGACAGCAGAGAUGGAUUCUACAUUCCUGAAUGUUGCUGAGGCUCAGUGCAUUGCCAACCAAGUUCAGCUCUUCUAUGCCACUAGUCGGAAAGAGACAUAUGGGUUGGUGGAAACUUUUAACUUCAGACCAAAUGAGUUCAAAUACAUGUCUGUCAUCGCAGAAUUGGAACAAAGUGGACUUGGAGCAGAACUGAAAUGUAUCCAGAACCAGAAUAAGACUUAAAACUGAAAGGGUCAACUUACAGAGUUUGCUCAUCCUUGGCUAGUCUAGAACCCACCCAGCCCCUUGACCUCUCAGGAGGAAGCUCCACAUCUAUAAUGAACAGUCUCUGAUAAGUAGUCAUGAAGGUGAGCCCUAUUAUUUGAUGUCAGGAACAAAAUACCCAAAUAUUCUCAUGAUUAUCUCCCAGGUGUUUAAGGUCAUAACCAGGGAUAGCUAAGGAUGCACAGGAUAGUUAACUUGAUUUUACACAAUGUAAUAAUGGCACUUGCAUUCUGGCCAUUGUGACAGCACAGCUUUCAAGUCACCAGUUCAUCUUUACAAACUUGUGAGAAAAUAAGCUUGAGCUGCUGUAGAUAGAUGUGGGCUUUCCAUACUCUUCCUAUGCAAGACUUGGCUUGCCAAAGGCAUAACCCAAAUAUCCUAUUUAGAACAAAUAGAUGUUACCUUUAGCACUGAGAACUCAUCCAUAUGUCCCCCAGAGUUGCCUUUAGUGUAACUGAUUCGGAGUACCGGUAGACUUCAGGGAUAGUUAAACACACAGGUACAGUGCCUGGUUAUUGUUAGGCCACAGUUUGUGGCACCUGCUCGUCUAACUCUGCCUAUUAGAAGUUAAGUACAUGGAGGGGGUGAAUCAUUGCAGUGUAAAUAAAUCAAGUUUGGUAAGGAAAGGUCUGUCCAGAUGUACAUGUUUUGCUUUGUUUUUUAAACUCAAAAUCAUGCCAGUAUUUAAACAAAGGGGGGAGGGUGGUAGUUGCCAGAAACAGAUGUCCCCCAGGUUGAGUGUGGGGAAAAUAUAGCAAUAAAACAAAGUCUGUCUUAAAAUAUUCCUGUUAUACUACAUAAUGAAAUCUAAGGUGUGUGCUGUCAGUGCCAGUGUCAGUGUCAGUGCUCUGGCUGAUUUGAUCUUAAACUCAUCUUUGAAAUCAGCAACUUCAUGAAACAUCAAAAAAAAAAAGAAAGUCACUCUCCAGUGCUGCAAACUCAUGACUGGUUUGUCAUGUCACUGUUGGGUUCUUAGUUUAUGGAUAGACGAAGGUGGUGGUUACACACCAGUUUUUAUUUUUUCAUUUUUUUUUUUAAUCUUUAUUGGAGGAUUAAUGUUUUACAGUUGACAGUAAAUAUAAUAAUUUGUACAUGCAUAACAUUUCUCAGUUUUCCACACAACAGUACAACCCCACUAGGUCCUCUGCCAUCCUGUUCCACCCACCCUAGAAUCUUCUACUUUGGUGCAAUAUACCAGCACACCAGUUUUUUAAUCCCAAGACCUCAGGGGCCUCUUAGUAUUGUCAACUGGUGAUCCACUUGCUCUUCCUCUUUGUCUGCUGCUCCCACUAAAGACUGGUUAUACAACACUGAAUGUGCUGAAUGAGAAUUUAACCAGUAUUUGCACUUUGUGGGUGUCGGUAUUUUUCCCUUAUUACAAAAGACUUUUUAUAGUAGGACCUAUUCCCAAACUUUUUAAAUGGGAUUAGACUUCCCAUUAUUUUUAUGAACUGUGUUCAUUUUGUUGUACUUGAAUGUCUAUGUACAGGAAAAGACAAAUAGUGUUUAUUUAAUAACAUGGAAAAGCUGCUAGUCUUUCAUAACUUACCUAAUUGUUAAACUGCUUAAUGCAGAUCCUGGGCCUUUUUUUUUUUUUAGUCCUGACAGCUCUUUUUUUUAAGAAAUUUGAUGUAGAUGUUUUGGCAUUAGAUAGAAUUGCUUCUGUGGGGAGUUGGGCGAUAGCACAGUAGGUUAAGCACACAUGCGCAAAGCACAAGGACCGGCAUAAGGAUCCCAGUUCAAGACCCCGGCUCCCCACCUGCAGGGGAGUCACUUCAUAGGCGGUGAAGCAGGUCUGCAGGUGUCUAUCUUUCUCUCUCCCUCUCUGUCUUCCCCUCCUCUUUCCAUUUCUCUCUGUCCUAUCCAACAAUGAUGGCAUCAAUAACAACAACUACAACAACAAUGAAAAACAAGGGUAACAAAAGGGGAAAAUAUAUAUAUGAAUUGCUUCUGUGGUUUGCUGUGUGUUUACUUCUCCUUCCAGUUCUUAGCCAUAGUAUAUUUUCAUAAUAUCACUACAAGGUGAGAAAAUGACAGGAAAAGAAGUAAGAACUAGCUGCUUACUUUCUUUUUCCUAACAACUUUGCCAUACAUCCCCACUUGUCAAUAGAAACAUCCCUGGACAAUUAUAUCAAGCAUGACAUGGCUCAGUGGGUAAAAUGUAUGUUUUGCAUGCAUGAGACUUUGGGCUCAAUCCUUGGCACCAUGUAUAACCAAGUGUUGCUCUGGUCUCAUUCUAUUUCUAUCCCAUAAAAUAAAUAUUUAUGUUAAAUAUGAAUAAAGUACUGUCUUUUUGUUUGUUUUAUGUUCACCUAAUGAGAUUGGGGACAGAGGGAGAAAAUAAUUGUGUGACUGGCAAAGUAGCUCACCUGGAUAGUGUGCCUGCCUGGUAUGUGCACAGAGCCAGUUAGGCCUGGCCCCUACCCCACUGAAAGAAGCUCUGGUGCUGUGGUAGGUAUUUUUCUUUCCCUGCCUCCUCCUCUGUCUUCUCUCUGGAAAAAGCCAGCAGGGAGCAGUAAAGUCCUGGUGAUGACAACACAAAAAUUUUAACUUUGAACUAGUAAAUUUGUCUCUUGGUUAAUUAACUAUGUUAAGAGUAAGUGAAUUGCAAUGGAAAUAGCAUAGUGGUUAUGCAAAAAGACUUAUGUCUAAGGCUCCAAAGCCCUAUGUUCAAUCCCUCACACCACAACAAGCCAGAGCUCAGCAGUGCUCUGGUGAGAAUAGGUAGACAGGCUUCUGAGUUAAGUGACUCAGUUCAACGCUGAGGCUUAUUUGCUUUAUAAUAUUAAACAAAGUAAACUUUAACUCUGUAUUCCUCAUCUGAAAAAAAAACCUUAAUUACCUCAUGUACUUAUUGUGAGAAUUAAUUUUACAUGUAGUAUAGUAGAGUUUAAUAUCAGCCUGCUUCCUCUAAUCAAACUGCCUCUCAUUAAAGACCAACACAAAUUAGCAUUUUAGAUGUACAGAUCAUUCUCAUUCCAGUUUAAAGAGCAACCCUUAUCUAGCUUCUCAUUUUAGUUACCUAAAGAACUUUAAAAUACUUAUGUCCAGGUCCCAAACCCCAACUUGUUGAAUCAGUCUCUGAAACAGCACUGGUGAUUUGCAUUUUAAUGUGUGCUGUAGGUGAUUCCAAACACUGGAAUCACCUACAUACAUUUGCCUUCCAUACUGAGAACCAAUGUGUUAUCUAUUCACAGAAAAGUGCACACCAGCCAGCUUUUGCUUUCCUGUAGAUAUUAACCAUCCAACUAGCUUCCUCUACUUUUCGUCUUCCCUUUGCACACUUCUCAUUAUGUUUAUGUGUUUUACUCCCCCACUAGAUUGUGAACUCCUUGAGGGCCAGGGUUUAUUUCCAUUCCCAGCAGCAAAAAUAUGACCUGGAAAAAAGAAGAUACUCGGUUGUUUGUUAAAUAAAUAAGUGAUACGAAUUUUAGCCAAGACAUUA